Molecule: messenger RNA, 2226 nt
Organism: Morchella sextelata
Lineage: Eukaryota; Fungi; Ascomycota; Pezizomycetes; Pezizales; Morchellaceae
Exons: 1
Coding region: 1-2226 (741 amino acids)
Biological process (GO): DNA integration
Molecular function (GO): nucleic acid binding
Source: RefSeq, a predicted model, not a curated record
AUGCACAGCCUUCUCAUCUCUGCUGUAUGCGAAGAAAUACAACCAACAGUCGUCUCCGCCGAAAAUGCAUUCUACGCAUGGAAGGCGCUCAAAGACCUCUACGAUCGUGUCUCACCCAACACCACGAUCACCCUCCUCAGCCGCGUCCUAGACACGAAGAUGCAAGAAGGCGGAUCACUGACCGAGCAUCUCGCGACCUUCGAUGCGAACUGGAAUACUCUCAAGUCCAGAUGCCAAAGCGCAGACCACAAACUCGCUCAGGCUCUCCUACCCCUCACCAAAUCUAACGAAGCCAUGGCGGCAUUCCUCCUAAGUUCCCUACCCAAAUCGAUGAGCAACGUCGUCGACAACAUCCAAACCAAACAGGAUGUUACCUACGAAGACGUACGCCAACGACUACAGAACCUGGAUGAGGUAGCCCCUCAAACAGGGAACAAGGUACUCCAUACCAGGAGUACCACAAGCGACAAGGAAUGCACCUGGUGCAAGAAAAGGGGACAGCCUUACAAAGGCCACGAGUACACGGAGUGCAGAAAGCUCAAAGAACAGAACAAGAACAGAAAGGGAAGGAGAAAGGACAACUCGGCAUCGGUUGUAGUAAAUGACUCUACAACCACUAUCUGUAUGGUACGCCACGACAUCUCCCAACCCCUUACUUGGAUCCUUGAUUCUGGAGCGACCUCUCACGUCACACCCUUCCAAGACCAACUCAUCAACAUCCGACCUCACACCGGCAAUGUCCGAACAGCUGAUGGAACCAACCACGCUGUCACCGGAAUGGGAAGCGCUAGUUUCAGCUGCCACCUUCCCGAUGGAAGUAGAUCUUCCAUUAUCCUCACCGAUGUGCUGUUGGUCCCAACCUUGGGAAAUGUGGGAUUGGUCUCCGAAACCGUGCUCGACAAAAAGGGAUUUAGAACGGAGUCAGGAGGAGGAAGCAAGUUGGUUACAAAAGAAAAGAAAGGAAUAAUUUGGGCAAAAUUGGAGAAGGGACUUUGGAAUGUACAAGUAGUUAGCAAUACAGUUCGUUUGACCUCUUACGAUGAAUGGCAUCAAGCGUUAGGCCACCCUGCGACACUAGAAAACUUGUAUCACGACAUUCAAAGGCUGCCUCCCAAACCAGAAAGUUUCCACUGCAGUCAAUGUGCACUAUCAAAAAGCGUACAUAAGAAACCUGCACCAAUUAGUACUAGAUCCAAACGACCAUUCGAACUAAUCCACUCCGAUCUAUCUGGAAAGUUCAGUAUACAGUCACAAGGAAAAUCUCAGUACUAUAUGUCCUUCAUCGAUGAUUUCACCCGCUUCGCAUGGAUAUACCUCCUGAAACAGAAAGAAGACGCAAAAAAGGCCAUCAAGGAUUACGUUACAAGGAUCGAGAAACAGUAUAGCACAACAAUACUGAGAUUCAGAACGGAUGGUGGUGGUGAAUACAUCAACAAGGACAUAACGAACUACUUCGAUUCACAAGGAAUAGUUCACGAACAGACUCCCCCAUACACUCCUGAAUCUAAUGGAGUUGCAGAACGAUUCAACAGGACGGUAACCACAAUGGUCAGGUGCAUGAUCAUGGACCACCCUAAGUCGUUAUGGGGGGAAGCAUAUGCAACAGCUGUCUACCUCAAAAACAGGCUACCUCACAGUACGCUUAAGGGAAAAACCCCCUUUGAAGCCCUGAAAGGAACCAAGCCAAGUAUACAACACCUUCAACCAUUCGGCAAAAAAUGCUAUGUCCACAUCCCAGAAAACUCUAGGCCAGCAGGAAGCAAACUAGCACCCCGAGCGUAUGAAGGAAUCAUAGUUGGAUACUCAGACAGUAAUAAAAUAUACCGUAUCUGGAUAGGAACACAACAUAGGGUAAUUGAAAGUCGGGACGUCACAUUCCCCCCUCCUGAAUCAGGGGAAGUCUCAGUGGAACUCGACUUCAUCCCCAGCCUGAAACCAGAAACGGCAAAUGCACCAUCAGACGACGGAUACGAAUCAGAAGACAGGUCUGAUCCAGAACCCGAGUCAAAUGCAAUCGAAGAGAACCGUACAGAAAUGCCAGGAUUGUUCCCGGAAUCACCGGAACUGGUUAGAAAACCACCACCGGCUACACCAGACAAGGGAAAACAACCUGCCGUACCUAUGGGACAAUCGCGAGACCCAAGAGACAACUGGGAGAAAAUUCCAGCACCAGUCGUACCAUUCAAAGGUUUCAAAGGAAAAUAUCACGGGGACUGUAGGCGAUAG